Scaptodrosophila lebanonensis is the source of this 575-nucleotide messenger RNA. RefSeq lists its product as uncharacterized. The transcript has 2 exons. The coding region runs from base 148 to 486 and encodes 112 amino acids. The record is from RefSeq and is a predicted model, not a curated record. NCBI's taxonomy places the organism in Eukaryota, Metazoa, Arthropoda, Insecta, Diptera, Drosophilidae.
UGGUGGAAAGCAUUAAUUGUUCUCUGUUGUUUGGCGAUAGCGAUAGAAAGUCAAGUACCUAACAAAGAUGAUGUCCAGACAACAAAUAAAAAAGGUCAAAACCCGAAAAGAAACUCCAACAGGCUGACUAAUUUGCUCCCGCAAGCUAUGAUGCUCCCUCCGGCUAACGAAGAUGCUCCUCCAACUUACGAGCUUAAAUAUGUGGUUGGAGACCACCAGUUUGGUGAAAUAUUGGCGUUUGAGCGAAAGUCCGGAGUUUUGUGGUAUGGAGAUAAAUAUAGUCCAGAAAUUGUUCAAAAAUAUCCUACAUCAGGGGAAGGUCUUAAGAUCACAGCUGUGGAAAUUAUUGCAACACAAACCACAAACGUUGGUACACUUGUAGUUACGCGUGGAGGUCCUGGCUUUAGGAAUGUAGAGUUUACUUUACGUGCCUUCAAUACUUACUUCUGGACGUACAACAUUAAAGUCUUUGGGAAAAUAUUUUAAAAGAGACUGCAAAUUCAGCUUAAAUAAUUAUUUUAAUUAUAAUUUGCUGUGUCAAUAUCAUUUAUAAAAGUAUUUCCAUCUAAUUUGAA